Messenger RNA from Malus domestica (apple), 854 nucleotides. Its product is annotated as purple acid phosphatase 2-like. NCBI's taxonomy places the organism in Eukaryota, Viridiplantae, Streptophyta, Magnoliopsida, Rosales, Rosaceae. The record is from RefSeq and is a predicted model, not a curated record. Gene Ontology annotation, molecular function: acid phosphatase activity.
AUGGAAGUUGGAUUGGGAUUUCUAGGUACGUUCAAUACCAAAUACUACUAUGUGGUUGGAAUUGGCCACACUGAGCGGAAGUUCUGGUUUAUUACUCCUGAAGUUGGUCCGGACGCCACUUACACCUUUGGACUCAUAGGGGAUCUGGGACAGACCUAUGACUCAAAUAAGACACUUACUCAUUACGAGUUAAACCCGCGGAAAGGACAAGCUGUACUGUUUGUUGGGGACCUCUCUUAUGCAGAUCAGUACCCAAAUCAUGACAAUGUAUAUACACCCCUCACAUGGCUCCAGGAGGAACUACUGAAGGUUAAUAGAAGCGAGACACCAUGGUUGAUUAUUUUAAUGCAUUCCCCGUGGUAUAACAGCUACAACUAUCACUAUAUGGAAGGAGAAACCAUGAGAGUGAUGAAUGAGCCAUGGUUUUCGAAGUACAGAGUUGACGUGGUAUUUGCUGGUCAUGUCCAUGCAUAUGAACGAUCUGAACGUGUAUCCAAUGUUGCAUACAACAUCGUCAAUGGCAUUUGCAAACCUGUGAAAGAUCAAUCUGCACCAGUGUACAUUACCAUUGGUGACGGAGGAAAUAUUGAAGGCUUAGCGACCAAUAUGACCGAACCACAGCCAGAUUACUCAGCUUAUAGAGAGGCCAGUUUUGGUCAUGCUACUUUCGACAUCAAGAAUCGAACACAUGCUUACUAUAGUUGGCACCGUAAUCAAGAUGGAUAUGCAGUAAAAGCCGAUUCGAUUUGGUUUUUCAACAGAUUCUAUCAUCCUGUAGAUGAUUCCACAACUGCCAAAUCAUGACAGGGCACUGUUAUUGUUGUUUUGAAUAAACUCCUCAGCAAAUAGAAGAU